UGGUUUGGGUUGUGGACACGCCCCGGUUGGUGGCCCAGCAGGCUAUAAUAGGAGAGACGAGGGCGCUGUCUGCCGCGGUGUGUUCCGGAAGAGCAGCAGCGCAAGCCUCCACUCACCUGUAUCACCUCCUCGGCAGAACCAGCAGAAUGGCAUACCACCCUGAGUUUCAGAUGGCAGGAAAGAAACCUGGCCUGCAGGUGUGGCGGGUGGAGAAAAUGGAUUUCAAAGCGGUGAAGUGUCAGUUCUAUGGGAAAUUCUACAAUGGUGAUACUUACAUCGUUCUCAAAACCCACUCCCAUUGCUCUUACAACAUCCACGCCUGGAUAGGAGAGCAGGCUUCCCAGGAUGAGCGAGGGGCUGUUGCUAUAUUCAUGACUCAGAUGGACGACUACCUUAACGGAGUCCCCGUACAGUUCACGGAAUAUCAGGGCAAAGAGUCUGAAGAGUUUCAAAGCUACUUCAAGCAUGGCGUCGUCUACAUGACAGGAGGAGUUUCGUCUGGAUUUAACCAUGUGGAACCAAACGUUUGUGACAUCAUGCGUCUUCUGCAUGUGAAAGGUCGCCACCGGAUCAGGGCGACUGAAAAGCCUCUGAACUGGGACCAGUUCAACACAGGCGACAGCUUCAUCAUCGAGCUGAAGAAGGACAUCUACCUCUGGUAUGGCUGUGAGAGCAACCCCUUUGAACGGAUUAAGGCUUCUGAGAUAGCCAUCGACAUCAGAGACCUGGAGAGGAUGGGUCGCUCUGAAUUGCAUUUCAUCUGCGAAGGCAAAGAGCCAGAUGCUGUCAUUGCGGUGCUUGGACCCAAACCCAGUCUGCCGCCAGCGAGCUGUGACGAAGUUGCUGAUCGGUUCCACAAGAAGGCUUCUCUCCACAUGGUCUCCAGUGAUUCAGGUGGCAUGACCACGACCUUGGUGGCCAAUUGCAACCCAUUCAAGCAAAACAUGCUCAACCCGAAUGAUUGCUAUGUUCUGGACAGCCCAAGCAGGUUAUUUGUCUGGAAAGGAAAGCAAGCAAGUCAAGAGGAGCGCAAGGCUGCACUGAGAACUGCCCAAGCUUUCAUCAAGAAGAACAAUUACCCUGAAAAUACUCCGGUCACGUUGAUGCCACAAGGAUGUGAGAGCGCCCUAUUCAAGCAGUACUUCCCCAGUUGGCUGGAUAAAGAUGAGAGCACUGGCCCGACCAAAGCUUACACCAUCGGCUCCAUCGCCAAAGUGGAGCAGGUCCCCUUUGAUGCGAGUCAACUGCACAGCAACAAGCAGAUGGCUGCUCAUCAUGGAAUGGUGGAUGAUGGUUCAGGGACUGUCCAGAUCUGGCGUGUGGAAGGCUGCGAUAAAGUGCCUGUGGACCCAAAAAUGUAUGGGCAGUUCUUUGGAGGAGACAGCUACCUGAUCCGCUACAGCUACAAUGACGGAACCCCAAAAUAUGUCAUCUACAUGUGGCAAGGGCUGAAAUGCAGCCUGGAUGAAAGAGGUGGAUCAGCGAUCCUGGCUGUCGCUAUGGAUGAUGAGUUGGGCGGAGUCGCUACGCAAGUCCGAGUGAUUCAGGGUCAUGAACCCCCGCACCUUUUGUCGAUAUUCAAAGACAAGCCUUUGAUCGUUUACCUGGGCGGAACGUCCCGCAAGCUGGGCGAGAGCAAGCCAAGUAGCACCCGCCUCUUUCACAUCCGCAUGAAGUCCAACAAACGCUGCUAUGCUGUGGAGGUGCUUUCUGAUUCCGCAAACCUCAACACCAACGAUGUUUUUGUGCUGAAGUCACCUGAAUUCAAUUGCCUUUGGAAAGGAAAGGGAUCCAAACCAGAAGAAAUGUCUGCAGCCAAGUUUGUGGCCAGUGUGCUUGGAGGGAGUUUCACUGAGAUCUCUGAAAAUAAGGAGCCAGCGGCUCUCUGGGCUGCACUGGGUGGGAAAAAAAGUUACCAAACUUCCCCAAUGCUGCAGAACACACUCAGGCCUCCAAGACUCUUCGGUUGCUCAAACAAGACUGGCAGAACAAUUGCAGUGGAGAUUGCUGGUGACUUUACCCAGAGGGAUUUGGCGCCCGAUGAUGUGAUGAUUCUGGACGCUUGGGAUCAAAUCUUUGUUUGGGUCGGGAAAGAUUCCAACGAUUGCGAGAAGUCUGAAUCCUUCAGGAUCGCCAAAGAGUACGUGGACGUCGACCCUGCUGGACGUCAAGACAUCCCUGUUACCACCAUCAAGCAGGGAGAGGAGCCGCCCUCCUUCACUGGCUGGUUCCACGCUUGGGAUUCCAAGAUGUGGGAAAAGGAUCCGUUCUCCUCCUUGCUCGCCCGUUUUCAAUAGUUUUCUUAAUUAUCAACCAAGCAAAAGCAACUUACCAUUAUAUGCAUUCACUUACUGUCUUUCUUGCUAUUAUUAUCCUGCAUUAUACUUUGAGCUCCAGAUAUCAAGGUCUCGUAUUUAGUAACAUUUAACAUGCCAUCUACUCAAGCGCAACAAUUAGCAUCCUUUUUUGACGAUUUCAAGUGAAUGACAAGUCAUGAAGUUCAGAUUUAUACCGUAGUUAUGUAAUAAAAUGAAGUGGACUCUGAUGAUACAGCCAAAUAGAAUUAGUGCAAGUAAAAGUGUAAGCAUGGAAAUGCAUUUGUGCUUAUAUGGGUUUAAGGAGAAGUUUUGUAUGAAGAGAUGAAAGUGGUGGAUUAUUUAGUAGGCACAUGAUGUUAAGGAAGAAAAUCCGCAAAUCUAUUUCUGUAGUGUUAAUCUUGACAUAUUCAUAGCAGAAUAAAUAGCAAUAAAAUAUAUUUGUUUCUAAUGUAGAGAUAUGAAUACCGUUGGUGUCUCUUUUCUAAGUGCUCUGACUUAAAUAGCAACUUGUCAUGCUAAUAAAUAAACAUUGAC
Synchiropus splendidus (mandarinfish) is the source of this 2852-nucleotide messenger RNA. It is a transcript of the gene scinla, whose product is annotated as scinderin like a. Gene Ontology annotation, cellular component: actin cytoskeleton; cytoplasm. NCBI's taxonomy places the organism in Eukaryota, Metazoa, Chordata, Actinopteri, Syngnathiformes, Callionymidae. The coding region runs from base 147 to 2297 and encodes 716 amino acids. Gene Ontology annotation, molecular function: actin filament binding; phosphatidylinositol-4,5-bisphosphate binding. Gene Ontology annotation, biological process: barbed-end actin filament capping; actin polymerization or depolymerization; actin filament severing. The record is from RefSeq and is a predicted model, not a curated record. The transcript is spliced from 17 exons.